GGUCGAGAUAAACAGGGAAGAGACAGUCAACAACAACGGUUGCAGGACAUGGAGGGCCGCGAGGAGGUGAUCGCGACAGAAAAGUACGGCUCACAGGAGGCCUGGAAAUACCAGAUAAAGAAUGGAGUCAUACAGAGAGAGAGAACCGGAGAGACCCGAAAUAUCAGAGGAAAAUCCAUCACUGAUACUUUCAAGAUCAUUUUCUUACCUCACGGUUACCCAGAGAGUGUGAGUGAAGAUUACUUGCAGUAUCAGUUAUGGGAUACGGUGCAGGCGUUCUCCAGCUCUCUGUCCGGCACGCUGGCCACUCAGGCGUCACUCAGAGGGGUCGGAGUCGGUGAUCAGGAGGCCACGGUCGCUGCAGCUACGAUCACUUGGUUACUUAGAGAUGGAACCGGGAUGCUGGGAAGAAUCCUCUUCGCCUGGCUCAAAGGGAGCAAACUCGAUUCUGAGGCUAAAAAAUGGAGACUCUUCGCCGACGUUCUCAAUGACAUUGCGAUGUUUAUGGAGAUCGCCGCGCCCUACUUCCCUCCGUUCUUCACUCUCAUCGCGUGCAUCGCUGGACUUUUUAAGUGGAUCGUCGGCGUGGCCGGAGGCGCCACCCGAGCCGCGCUCACCGUCCAUCAGGCUCGCCGGAACAACAUGGCUGACGUCUCCGCCAAGGAUGGGAGUCAGGAGACGCUGGUGAAUCUGGUGGCUCUGGUGUUUAGCAUGACGCUAAUCCCGCUCGUCAGCGAUAACCCAGCGCUGACGUUCAUCCUCUUCUUCCUCUUCACCGCGCUCCACCUCUUCGCCAACUACAGGGCCGUCAGGUCCGUCGUCAUGGAGACGCUAAACGAGGCUCGCCUGUCCAUCCUCCUCCGUCAGUAUUUGCGUGACGGACGGAUCCUGACACCAUCGGAGGCCAAUCGGAGGGAGCCUGUGUUCCCGGAGCUCAGGCAGAAAGUGCAGAUCAGGCUGGGCGUGAGACUGGGCGACAUUAUUAAAGACGCCCGGGAGCUUCAGCAAACCCUGAGGAGCAGCACCGGAUCGUAUCUGCUGGGAAUACAGGACGGGAGUGUGGGCGUGUGUCUGGGCGUCGACACGUCGGUUCGUGACGAGAUCAUGGCCGUGUGCCAGGCUGUGUGUGUCAGUACCGCGUUAGACUCUUCACCCAAACACGGAGCACUUAGACGCCUCUCCGAAAUCACAGACUCCGGGGAGCUGAUCUCAGAAAGUCACAAGCUGAUGGAGCAAAUCUUCCCUCCCUUCAUCACAGGUCUGGAGGAGGCCAAGUGGCGGACGGACAGGACGCUGCUGGACUGGAACGAAUGGCGAGCGGAGUGGAGAAAGAAAAGCGACUGAAAAGAACCAGGCGUGAAUGAAGAGGAGGGACGACGAAGAACCUGAAGAGCAGUCGGACGCUUUUAGCUGCGGAAGGAACCCUGGAAACUUUUAUUACUGUUCCAUAUGAAUUUAAUUCUGUAAUUUUCUAUCAGACAUGAAUUUAAAAUCAGUUUACACGAUUCAGUUCAAUCAUUUCUGCUGUUGGUGCGACAGAAUAAAACACUUCUAUAUAAAAAACA
Trichomycterus rosablanca is the source of this 1565-nucleotide messenger RNA. RefSeq names its product RUS family member 1 (gene rusf1). The record is from RefSeq and is a predicted model, not a curated record. The transcript is spliced from 15 exons. NCBI's taxonomy places the organism in Eukaryota, Metazoa, Chordata, Actinopteri, Siluriformes, Trichomycteridae. Bases 49 to 1344 code for a protein of 431 amino acids.